AUGCAUCGCACCUACUCUAUGCGCCAGUCGCGCGCGCCCACCGCCUCGCAGCUCGAGAACCCCCCGCCGCCCCCGUCCAGCACCAAGACCGGCCGCCUGUUCGGGAGAAACAACUUUGGCCAUGCCUUCCGCAAAAACACCGCCGGGGCCUUCGGGCCCGAGCUCGCCAAGAAGCUCUCGCAGCUCGUCAAGAUGGAGAAGAACGUCAUGCGCAGCAUGGAGUUGGUCGGCCGCGAGAGGAUGGAGGUUGCGCUCAUGCAAUCACAGCAACAACUCUCCAUCUGGGGCGAAGGCUGCGAUGACGACGUCUCGGACAUCACGGACAAGCUGGGCGUGCUGAUAUACGAGAUCGGCGAGCUCGAAGACCAAUUCGUCGACCGCUACGACCAGUACCGCCUGACCAUCAAGAGCAUCCGCAACAUCGAGGCCUCGGUGCAGCCGAGUCGAGACCGCAAGCAGAAGAUCACCGACGAGAUUGCCAAGCUCAAGUACAAGGACCCCAACUCGCCGCGCAUCGUCGUGCUCGAGCAGGAGCUGGUGCGCGCCGAGGCCGAGUCGCUGGUCGCCGAGGCCCAGCUGUCCAACAUCACCCGCGAGAAGCUCAAGGCGGCCUUCAACUACCAGUUCGACGCGCUGCGCGAGCACUGCGAGAAGAUCGCCAUCAUCGCCGGCUACGGCAAGCACCUGCUGGAGCUGAUCGACGACACGCCCGUGACUCCCGGCGAGACACGCCAGGCGUACGACGGCUACGAGGCCAGCAAGGCCAUCAUCCAGGACUGCGAGGACGCGCUCACCAACUGGGUGACCUCGCGCGCUGCCGUGCGCUCGAACCUGUCGACGCGGUCGCGCACGCUGUCGCAGCGGCGCCGCAACAACAUGGGCAAGGCGCGCGAGGACGGCGUCGACCUGUCGGGCCAGGACCAGCCGAUGAACAACCGCGACUCGUGGGUGCCGGCGGACCAGCAUGCCGAGUACCACGCCGACGAGACGGACGGCGAAGGGGCCGACGGCGCCAGCGUCUCGCACAGCGGGGCCAAUGGCGAACACCGCGGCCGGGUCGAGGCGAGGGAGCCAGUGCCGGCGUAA
Rasamsonia emersonii CBS 393.64 is the source of this 1086-nucleotide messenger RNA. RefSeq names its product Cell wall integrity signaling protein Lsp1/Pil1. The transcript is spliced from 4 exons. The coding region runs from base 1 to 1086 and encodes 361 amino acids. Gene Ontology annotation, molecular function: lipid binding. Gene Ontology annotation, biological process: negative regulation of protein kinase activity; eisosome assembly; endocytosis. Gene Ontology annotation, cellular component: plasma membrane; eisosome filament. NCBI's taxonomy places the organism in Eukaryota, Fungi, Ascomycota, Eurotiomycetes, Eurotiales, Trichocomaceae. The record is from RefSeq and is a predicted model, not a curated record.